UAAUUUAUAUAUAUAAUGCUAGCAGUCAAUAGUGGCUUAUGCACGACAGUGGAAGGACGGGUAUGGUGAUAAUCUGAAGGUUUGGACGUAGUGGAGUACCGGGAAUACAGUAAGUAGUCUAUGAUGUGUAAAGUAACCUAUCAGAACAUCACAGCGCUGGUCGCUAUCGGCACACUUCUCCUGUCGCUGUGUUCCACUGAUUCUCAACCAGAAAGGCAGGGCUUCCAUGAUUCCAAGGUCGUCCGAGACGCAGAACACAUUCAAGAACAUUUAGAUGGUUUUGCUCAAGUAAAUACAACUACUAUGUCUAACGAGGAACUCGAAUUUCACUACUUUAAAUUACAUGACUUUGACAACAAUACGCGGUUAGACGGCCUAGAGAUAUUAAACGCACUUACGCAUAUGUUACCUUAUGAAGAGGCCUCAAAGCUUGACUUGAAAGGGAAAACGCCAGAUGAAGUAGUUGAAAUGAAGGCUAAAGCUAAAGAAGAUGAAAUGAAAUAUUAUACAGAUAUCGUUGAUCGAGUGUUAGAAGAGGAUGAUUUAGACAAUGAUGGAUAUUUAAAUUAUCUCGAAUAUCGAAUAGCAAGGAAAAGAGACGAGGACGAAUACGAAAAGGAGAAGGCAGCAGAGAAGAAAGAAAAGCAGGGACAUUCCGGAAGAUGAAAGGGCCACGGAAUUAUUGUUUGUGUCUGGGGUUUGCUUACAUUUUACCUAAGUUCUUUUCACCGAAAAAUCUAUGGAUCGAAAUGUUCCACUCUUAAGUCUAUCAGGUAUAGACUCCCCAAGCCAACACUUCAGACGCAGUCGACUGGCCCGUCUGCAAGAGACGAAUAGGAUGAUGAAAUGGCUGCCCCUCGAGUCAAACAUGCAGCUGACAUUUAUGUAAGCCAAGGAGAACAAUAAUCUGACUAUACAACAUAGUCGACUAACCACAACGAACAACGAGAUAUGCAUAGAUGAACCCUUUAUUUUCAUCAUACUGUUCGAUCACAUCAUUUUUAUUACUUGAUUACAGUGAUCAUUUGUAAUUUCUGCUGCUGAUAAUUUUUACCUUGUGUUUGUCCCACCAGUUAGUUUGACCAUCCUGAACUUCAGGCAAACACUCGAGUGCGAGGGGGAGGAUACGACUGACUCCGGUUUUUCGAGUAUGUCCAGAGACUGGAAUGUGCGGCUGCUAGGAGAUGGUGGGCAGUCGAGUCUUGUCUUCAGUUGAUGGUGUGUUUAGGUCUCCGCCAAAAAUCAAAAAUUGAACAUCCGUAAUUUAAUACUUGAUGACGAAGAACUGAGACUGAACGAAUAAAGACCAUAUACAUGUAGUACUCUUAUAUUUCUUUUAUGAUUGUGAUAUGCUUAGUUAAUUUGCGCUCCUGUCAAUAAAGAUAUUAUCAUCAUGA
Messenger RNA from Lineus longissimus, 1397 nucleotides. RefSeq names its product multiple coagulation factor deficiency protein 2 homolog. The transcript has 5 exons. The record is from RefSeq and is a predicted model, not a curated record. NCBI's taxonomy places the organism in Eukaryota, Metazoa, Nemertea, Pilidiophora, Heteronemertea, Lineidae. The coding region runs from base 121 to 666 and encodes 181 amino acids.